GUCACCGAAGUAAACAGUGCGUACGUUCUGUGGUGUGUUUAUUACAGCAAUCCUGCACGCCUUGAUAUCCGGUGAUUCUAUGAUUACAAUCAAUCUAAUUGCAAUGCAAGUGUGAAAAUCUAAUACACGGCUUGUGAUUUGUCCAUAAUGGCAACGCAAGAGAAGCUGUUAAAAUCGUUGGAGUCCCUGAAACACCUGAUAAACGCGAACCAAUCAUCAGGUGGUGAUGUUUUGCAAAAGAAAAAAGAAAAGGUUCAACAUUGCAAUGUUAUUGUUGAAGCAAUUCAAAAUCCUUCAUUAAAAGUCUCCAAGAACUUCAGCAAUCUUUUAAAUUGUACUAUUGAUACACUUCUGCAACUAUGUGAUGAUCAAGAGUCGGAUAUACGGAUGAUAGCUGAUGAAUGUUUAAACAAAAUUAUCAGGGGAAUGAACAAUGGCAGUAUUUCCAAGAUCCAAAUUGAAUUGCACAAAGGAAUCAAACAAAAUGGUUCAGCCAGGUCUCUUAGAGCUGCCCUGUGGAGAUUUGCACUCUUAGCACAUCAUAUACGACCGCAAAAGGGAAAGGUCUACGUCACGAAUAUCAUUCCAGCAUUAAUUAAAGUCAUUGAAAGAAAUGAGGAGUCAGUGCAUGAAACAUUGUCAACUAGUCUGCCACAAAUUAUGAGCUCACUGGGGCCGUUCACAAUGGAUUAUGAUAUUAAAGGUCUACUGAAAGCUUGUUUGAAUAAUGUGCAGAGUCCAUCAGUUGUUAUUCGAAGGAUGACGGCCAGUUGCAUACUGACAGUAUGCCUCAAUAAUCGUGCACCGUUUGUUUUUCUUUGUUAUGUUUUUAACCAUUUGUUUGAUUUAUUAAUACCAGUUUAUGAUACGCACUCUAAUCAAUUGAUUCUCGGUGCGCUAAGUUGUCUAAAACUAAUAAUACCGCAUUUCCACGAAGCGGAAGCCAAGCACAAGAUGAACAGCCACUUCAGGGGAAGGAAUGUAGCCGAAAGUUGCAUAUCUACGGACAGAUUACUACAAAUCUACGAAUUAUGUCUAUAUUAUACAAUGCAUAAAGACCACAAUAUUGUCAACUCAUCUCUGGAGACACUCAACAUUCUCUUGAGCAAUUUAAGCGUUGAUAUGAAAAUAAUUCUAUUGCAGAAGACGGGCGUCGGUAAAAGUCGCAUCUUUCAUGCUGAUCCUUCGAGAAUGCGAUUAAGAUCACCUAGUCAACUGAGUGUGGCGACUACUUUGAAGUCUGAAGAGAAUUUGUUGCUGGACUCGGAUUUGACUGAUUUUACCACGACUGAUAUUGAGAAAUGGAUCGGUGAGUCGAAACUGUCGGUGAUUAAUGUGAAUUAUAUCAAGGGAGAUGAGGAGAAAUUGAAUUUCAAUGCGGUGGAUCACAAUGCGAAGAAUGCGGAGGGUACUGAGCCAAUUCUGGAGACGCAAUAUGGAAAUAUUCACAUGGGCACUAUCAAUGAUCAAUACGCGGAUAGUUUCAGGAGUGAGAGUAUUGCAGAUAACAUGGAUAAGUUGAUUUUGAGUGAGAAUUCGUCGGAAAAGAGUUUUUCUCAUCGAAUGGAGGAGAAGUCUUUUGUUGGUGACGUUGAGUUUGUUGGAUUGAAUGUUGAUGUUGGAGAUUUUCUGGACCAUGAAGUAUCAUUACUAUUUUGUUCCCGUCUGAUUAUCAAACAAUUUCUGUUGAAUGGCGUGCAAAACACAACUAUACCAGAGGCAACUGUCCGCGUUUCCAUUAACCUGGCGCUUACGUGCAUUUCGACGAUUCUUCAGGUUUACCCACACGCACUAGUCAAAUACUUGGAUAGAAAUUGCACCAAAGCUAACGCGCCAACAAUCGAUGGAGAUUGCACUUCUUCUCAGAAAAUAUCAGACAUUUUGUUGUAUGAAUGUCAUGAUGAUCCGCAGAUACGCGGUGUGAUACGCGUUUUAGUUGCGAAUUUUAUUCGUACUGUUUUAUUGCAAAGUUUUGGAGACUUUGACGCGUGGAUUGCAACUUUUGCGGAUUACGAUGAUGAUUUACUGAACACCAAAUAUUUGAUACAUCUUUUAUUAAAGGGAUUGCAGGAUGAAUCUUCAACUUGUACUCGUCAAUGUUUGACUUCAUUGACGUGUUGCUUGAGUCCUCUAUUAGAGUCUGAAUACAGUGCGGAAGUAGUGCCAAUUUUAAAUUAUUUGCCUCUAAUGGCACAGGAUCCAUACUGGUUAGUAAGAGUGAAAUUAAUUGAGCUAAUCGCGACGUUCUCGUACGUAACAGUGGAGCAUGUGACAAAAAGUAAAGAGUUUCAAAAUAAAGUGAUGCAUAAUAUUCUGUUGGAGUUACUGAAGGACGAGGACCAACGUGUGAGGAAUGCUACAUCUGCAGCUAUUAUCAAAAUCAUUCCAUUAUUAUAUUUUGAACAAAAUCUGACCGAAGAAACCAAAAUAACUUACAAAUCAAUUUUACAUCGUGAUCAAUACUCUGCGUUAACAAUAGAGAACAGUCUGGAAACAAAUAUAAAAAUGCGGCAACAAGUUGAAAAUCUUCCAUUUCCAUAUAAAUCUGGGCCACUAAAAGCGGACUUAUUAAUGGAAAAGUCUCUUUCGAGAAUUAUCUCCAAACUAUAUCGAAAACUACUCACACAGAGUACUAAAUAUUAUACGUUGGGUUGUAUUGAAACUUUAUGCAAUCUAAGUUAUGCUUAUCCGAUAACAGUCUAUAAAAACGCGUGGAAUUGUUUUAAAAACUCUACAAUUCGUUUGGAGAAACCAGCGUUUUCCCGAAGCAACUCCACCCCGCUUCAAAUCUCCGAAGAGAUUCUCACCAGUUCCAAGGAUUUACUGAGUUUAACCGUCAACUUAUUAACAACCACAACUGUAGUAUACGAUACGAAUUGUCAUCUUCAUUUGAUAAAAUUAGUCGGUAAUCUCUUUGCUGGUAAAUGGUUAGAGAAUCUCAAACCUUCCGCAGAGUUAAAUCAAGACACACCUGGAGAUUUAUGGGAUUUGUUUACCGAUAAACAAUUAGGUGCUAUAUCCGAAGAAUACUUGGUACAUCUAGUGAAAAUAUUAAACAUCUAUGCGCAUGUUAUCGAUGAGAAUACGACCUUACAACCGAAGCCAGUCUUACCAAAUAUACCGAUAGCUAGUAAUAUUUCGCCUUUAAAAAGAAGAAAGAGUGAUCUUGGCGUUGGAGUUUUAUCCCCAGGCAAAGCAAUUGAUAAAGACAACGAGAAAAAAGUGGAUGCUAAAGCGACCGGAAUGGGAUUCUUUUCAAACAGUCCACAUUACAUGAAAAUCUAUGAAAUUUUAAAAGUGGCGUAUAAUAAUUACAAAAUAACAUUGAAUACUGAGGCUUCCGAGAAUUUUUUGAAAUUUCUCAAGGCAGUUUUAUACUCGAUGUGCCAAAUAUUAGAAAUUGCUACUUUAACAGAAACCGGACGCAUUGCAGAGGAAUUAUUACAGUAUUUUAAGUCGACGUUUAAUCUGGAACCGACUAAAACAGUACAAUGCGUACGUCAACUACUUAAAAGUUUAUUCGGCACGAAUAUCUGUUCAGAUGCGGAUGCUUUUGUGAAAUAUUUAAACAAAAACACUUCUGAACAACUUGAAGCAUCCGGAUUUUUCUAUCACAUUGCUCAGGUGCCAGUCAUGAAUAUGUCUGACUGCGUCGGCAAGUUUAAUCAUAUUUCAAAGAAUGAAAUGGAUGGAGAUAGCAUUGUAAUGGGGUAUGUGCAUAGAAAGGACUAUAAAAAGAUCAUCAAUAAGAAUAUGGAUAAAAUACUGGGUAAUUACAUCAGAAUAUUUGAACCGAUGGUGAUUAAAUCCUUGAAACAUUAUACUGUUACGAGUGAUACGAAGUUGCAGGCGCAUGUCUUACAGCUGUUAAGUCAACUUGUUUUGUUUAGAGUGAAUUAUUGUUUGUUGGAUUCUGAACAAGUAUUUAUCGAUUAUGUUUUGAAGCAGUUUCAAUACAUGGAGGAAGGGCAAAUUGGUCUUGCUAGUGAAUUAAUACCGAAAAUAUUCCAAUUUCUGGUCCAUUUAUCUUAUGGUAAACAACACACGAAAAGCAUUAUUGUUAUCCCGAGAAUAAUACAACUUUGUGAUGGUUUAAUGGCGAGUGGUCAAUCACCGAAGACUCAUUGCAUACCAGCACUUAAACCUAUCGUUGAAGAUGUUUUUCUCUUGAGAAACAAAUCAAAUACAUCUGAUUUUAAAGAACUGGAAACCACCCGUGAAGUUUUAGUCUCCAUGAUGUUAAAAUUAAUUGAAUAUACAGACAUAAUCAACUUGUUAGUGCUAAUUCUCAAGGAGAGCAAAUAUUGUGAGAAUACAGAAAGAUGGAUGAGAUGGUCCAAGCAAAUAUUCGACACCUUCAUGACUCAGUUACGAAACAAUCGAAUUGAGUUAGAAUGUGCAGGUUGCAUGAACGCUGCGAAGCUUUUAUUAUUCACACUACAUCCGAGUGUCUACAAACCCAUCAGUCAUAUAUUCAUCGCACUGUUUGAGGAAGCGAUUGAUAUUAGCAUGGUUGCUGGUGAUCGUUAUCUGGGGAAAGUUAAUCUGUUGUUUUUGAUUACAUCGCAGCUAAAUGAAAACAAGUUAUUAUUGAAGAUAGAAGAAGUUCAGUCGGAGAUACCACCGCAUUGUAUUUUUGAAAAGUUUAAAGUGCUGCAUGAUCCGCUAAAUGUGUCGAAAACAACGGGGAUAUUCGACGGAAUUACACCGGAAGUUAUCUUGUUGAAGUAUAUUUUCAGGACGAUUGGAGUUGCAGCUAAGUAUUGCGUGCAGAAUGUGAUACACGAUGAAGGCACGAAUAUUGUUCAACAAUUGCAUUGGUUCUUGAAUUAUUGUUUAUUUUUAUUUCAGUCUGGAACACAUAACAAAAUAACAACGAUUGGUAUAAGUUUGUUGAAUGGUGAUAUGGAAGAUUGUGUUGAGGGUGUUUUUCUCGACGACACGAAUAAGUCAUUUUUGCAGUUACGACCAACGUGUCCAUUAUUAACAUUUCAAUGGUGUUAUAUUUUGACUUUGUUGAAUUACAACGAUCGGAGAUUCUGGGCUGAUAUCAUUCAGAUUACUGAUAAUUAUGGGAUUGAUCUUCAAUUAGUUUCAAAUGUUGAACCUAAAGUAAACUGCAUUAAUAUGGAAAUAGUUCGUGUUGGUGGUUCAAUUGUUUUUGCCGAUUAUUUGAGUGAGCACAUUUUAUCAGAUGGUGAGCAAAUGUCCUGGAUGCUAGUGAACAAUAUACAAUUAAUUGUGGAGAAUCAUGAAGAACCACCGAUAUUUGAAUUGCUUGGUUCAAUCCACAGAAAUGUCUCUGCGAGUGGUUUACUCAUCCAAGCAAUUGACUCCAAAUGCUUAGACAUUGCGACAAUUUCAACAAAAGCGAAGAUUUUAAAGUGUUUGGAAAAUGUGCACGAAGAUCACACCGGCACUCUGUUGAAGUUUCUCCUGCCGAAAGUGUUAGAUUCCAAAAUUUUAGCUAUCAGUAGGCAAGCUUCUAGUUUAGCGAGUCGAAAAGUUGAAUUUCUUUUAACACUUAGCGCCGAAGAAGUACAAAAGCAGCUACCCAAAGAAGAAAUGAGUUUGAUUUUAGAACGACUUGUUUCUUUAAAACUAGUAAAAAGGCAUGAAACAUUAAUUGGUCUUUUAAACAAGCUAUCCUCCCAGUUCUACGACUUUAGUCCGCUGGAGUUUGACCAAAGACGCUCGAUAAAAGCAGAAUAUAUUAAAAAUCUAAACAUUGAUAAAACUUGGUAUCUCACACAAGUUAAACAAUGGUGUUUGGGCACGAAUGUAACCACUGGUUAUGCGGAAAUUUUAAACAAAUUGUCUUAUGAUGAACUAUGGACAAUCAUGAAUCACAAAGACUUCAAUAAGAAGAUUAUUUACGAUUGUUUUUCGUGGUGCGUGAAUCACCUGGACCACGAUGCGGAUAUUCCUGAGAUAUUGCAAGCAUCUUCGGCGUUUAUCACCAAGACUGUGAAUAGCUUACGAACUGUUGUGCCAAAAUCACAUCAUGUGUAUAGACCUUAUGGAAGAGAAACAACGCACGCUGAAGGAAAAUAUUCCAAUCGACUAACGGAAAUUCUAGAAGAAGAAUCAAUCUUCCAAUUUCUCAUUGAUUUAAUUCCGUGUGUCAGUGAAUACAUUGCGUGCACCUCUCGUUUUUCGAAAUUAUCUAUUCCCGAAUCAAAUUUGGAGGAUUUUACGCGUUUCGCGGUGAUUUGUUUAGAAAUUGUUUCUUUUAAUAUUGACGCCUCGGUUGGUAAUUGUUUUAAUGUUAACUUUACAAGUAUGUGCAUGCGAUGUGCCGAUUUAAUUUUUAAAGAUAAUCAACUCUGUAAUAACUUAGCACCUGACACGCAAGUUACGUGGUUGUGUUCGGCGAUCAAUAGUUUAUUUAAAAUUGUUAGUUUUUUGCUUACUGAUUUGGAACCACUCCCCUCGCUGCCGAUAGGCACAUUGAGGGAGGCGCUUAAUAACGUUGACACCUUGCCUGCUGGUCAGGCGGUGCACCAACUUUGUGUUUUGGUAUGUUGGCUGGAGAAAUUAGAUUUUAACGCGGUGGAAAUUCCAAAUUAUUUAAUGCAGAGUAUUAUGAGUAUUGUGAUAUCAUUAGCGCGAUUGCCGUUAGUCAAUUCGUAUAUUAUAACUCCGCCCACGGCGUGGAAAUCCGGCUGGUUUGUCCAACUUUCGGGGGCGUUCCGCACUCAAGUUCCAAAUUUACCGUUAGAGUAUCUGCAAGAAGUGGAUAUUUUAGAAGAGUUUAUUUACAGAAUAUUAUUAUUAGGCUGGACUUCAAGAACACAGUUUGAGGAGACGUGGGUUUCAUUACUGACGGCUUUAAAUGCGAAUCCAUCUCUUGGUGAGAUGGAAGACAUCAACGCGAUCACACAUUCCAACAGUUUGGUUGUGCAAGCAAUCACAGCCUUUCUAUUGCAAACCUUGUACACUCCACAACCGGGAAACAAAUGCGUUUCUUCGUACAUCCAUGUGCCUCGGGAUACGCCUGUGAAAGAAAACACUCCAACUUUUAGGAAACUGAAAACCCUGCAUAAAAGAUUUUCACAAAAAUUACUUGAGUAUCCGGAUUGCUUAAAGGCCUGUCAUAGACAUUUGAAUGUCUUUGAGAAACUGAAUAUUGAAAAGAUCGACAGUUCCUACUCGUUUAGUCAGAUGUCUUUGGAAUAUUUGAGGAUAUCUGCGGGUGUUAUACAAUCCGACGCUGAGAACAGAAGUUACGCCGGCGAAAUUUGUGCACUGCGCGUGGAGAAAUUGAAAGAAUCUGGAUUGGAUUUGCGUUCGUGUUUGCAAUUCCAACUUGAUUUGUAUUCACAAUGGCUGUCUUCUGAUGAACCAGUGCCGUUACGGCUGUUGCAAGAAAUUGUCAAAUCUAUUGUGCAAUCAUCGGAUAUUUUCAACGAUCGCACGCAGUUUACCUGGAUGUUGGCGACUUGUUUGGAAUUGUCCAAAACGCACGCCAUUGAGGAUGAAAUUGUUCAUCUUUAUUUAGUGAUUGCUGUUUGCAAAGCAUCUGCUGUUUUAAAUCCUGAUAAAGAUGUUUUGGAAUAUGUGAAGAAGUUAAUCUCCCAAAGUUUAAAAAACACAUUCUUAUCGGGUCGUAUCGCCGGUUUGCAUGGAUUAUUAUUCAUGCUGCAAAUGUGUGUACUGGAUAACACGGUGAUUUGUGGAAUCUCCGACGAUAUGCAAUUGUUUCUACCUAUAGCAGUGGAUUAUAUCGAUUAUAAUAUCUCAUCUAAUAAUGCUGUCCUGCAACAAUCCGAAGAGCAUACUCUAUUAGUCUGGGCAUUGGUGUUUUAUGUAAUUGAGAAUGUCGACGUGCCGCAUAUCGAGGAACAUUUUGUAAAUACGGUGUUUACGACCUUAUUAACUACCUUAUGUGCACCGGAUAUAAAUACUUCUAUUUUAUUACCAUUGAUAAAGGGUGUGGAAAGUUUAUUACUAAAGAAAAGAAUCCCGGCACAAUUUCGUGAUAAAGUUAUAAAGUAUGCGACGUCACAAUUUAAACGAAACUCUCCAAAUAUUUCACUUCCGGCGGCGCAGUUAUUGUUUACAUGUUUAUAUAUGGAAUAUUCUGAGCACAUAGAUAAUUCCGAAGAUGGCGCAAUUGUCCCAAGUAAUCCCGAUCACUUGGUGCAAUCGAUCGAGAACAUCUCAGCGAUAUUCGAUAAGAUCAAAAAGGGUUAUCCAUUUGAAGUGGACCUCUUAUCGGUAUCGCUUUCCAAUCUUCUCACCGAUAUCUUCUCUCCUUCUGAUAUACUCACGAAAGUAAUCAGUGAAUUCUUAUCGCCACAUCAACGGCAUCCAAUGCAAUUGUGUAAAGUCGUUUUUAAUAUUUUUGAAUCGGCUAUACAACAAUCUCAGUUAUCUCUACUGCAGGAUUGGGUCGUGUUCAGUUUGACGAACUUUACACAGUCAUUUUCGAUUGGAAUGGCGACAUGGUGUUUAACUUGUUUUUUCAUCUCCGCCAGUAAUAACACCUACUUGCGUCAUCUUUUUCCGUAUGUACAGCGACGCAUGGGUCGUUAUGAGUAUGAAGAUAGAAAGUUUCUUUGCAUUGCCGGCAGCGAUUUUUACAACAAUUUAACGGACGCAUCGCAGAAGAGCAGAUUUAUUAGUACGUUGGUGAGUGUCAAAGACCAGGCGGAUAUGCCUUUUAACGAGCUACUGUUGUGUUUGUAAAUUCUAUUCGAAAGAAAAUCUAUAUUCAUAACUUUGUUUGUUGUCUUCGAGGGCAAUUAUUGAAAGUAUAUACAUUAUUACGACGAUUAUUAUGAAUACGAAAUGGCGUUAGAUAUAUUUAUAUUUGUUUACGAUUUGUUGUUGCGCCAUGUAUCCAGUAAAUGAUGAAGUAUGAAUAAAAUUCUAUUCCGUA
Messenger RNA from Dalotia coriaria, 8884 nucleotides. It is a transcript of the gene htt, whose product is annotated as huntingtin. NCBI's taxonomy places the organism in Eukaryota, Metazoa, Arthropoda, Insecta, Coleoptera, Staphylinidae. Gene Ontology annotation, cellular component: cytoplasm; nucleus. The record is from RefSeq and is a predicted model, not a curated record.